Molecule: messenger RNA, 726 nt
Organism: Alternaria atra
Lineage: Eukaryota; Fungi; Ascomycota; Dothideomycetes; Pleosporales; Pleosporaceae
Exons: 1
Coding region: 1-726 (241 amino acids)
Source: RefSeq, a predicted model, not a curated record
AUGCCACCAAUCCCCAUCCACAAAAAUGCCCCAAUCGCGCCCACGACCGCCGCGAAAGCCGACGGAAUCACCCCUUCAACCGCCUCAUUAGACCCGAAUAACCCCCCACCCACACGCACAACGCCCGCCUACGCCCCGGCUACAACAACACAAGAUGUGUCAAGCCCUCCAGCUCCCCAGCCCGGAGCCCGUCCCGCUGCACCAACAGGCACAGGUGUAGGAGCGAACUACAACAGCACACCAGCACAACCCCAACCUGGUGCCUUGCCAACAGCAACGGUGGUAACAACAGAAACAAGACAAGCAGCACAACCACCUCCACCUCAGUUCAGUCACCCCCCGCCGUCUGACUCCAUGUUAGCAGGCCGCUCAACGACAACAUCUACAACACCUUCCGCGUCAGCCAGCAAACCUGGUCCUACAACCCUCAAUUACGGCCCAGCUGCCUCGCCGUUCCAAACAGUUGAUUCUGGGGGUGCAGCACAACAAGCGCAGCCUACGAGGACGAGCUUGGAACACCCUCCGGGCUAUGUCCAGGCGCCGGAUAACGCACCGUAUAUUGCUGGGGGAGGUAUUGGGGGGCCAAGUGGAGCGGGAAGAGAUACAGAAGGUGAGGGUGUUGGGACUCAGGCGUGGAAUAUGCUGAACAAGGCGGGCGAGGCACUGAAGAAGGGCGAGGAGAGUGUGUGGAGAGCGGUCAAGGGUAAGAACGGUGGGGGGUUCUGA